GGCCUUCCAAAGUGCUGGGAUUACAGGCGUGAGCCAGUGCGCCCGGCCAAAUAAGAUUAAAACGUUAAAUUCAGGACUACUCCUCCAAGUCUUCUGCUCCCUUUGGGCGCCCAGGUGAGCGGGGGAGGGGCUGGAGGAAUAAUAACAUCAAAAGAGCGCCUUUUGCUCCCUUAUUCCGAGGAGACUUCCCUGGGUCUGACUCCCAGUCCCGUGCCCAGCGCCCCGGCGGCCUCUCGAGCCCCUUCAGAGACCAAAAUGCAGAGAUCAGGACGCCUUUGCGCCGCCCCAGGUGCCCGCCCCUAGCUGGCUCCGCCUGGGGCCCGAGGGAAGGUGAGGUCAGGGGCCGGGCCGGGGCGUGGCAGGCGGGGUGUGUGUCCGCCGGGGUUGGUGCCUCCGGUGGCCGGGCAGCACCGUCCCACCCCUGCCACCCUCCGAUGGGGCCGCUACCUGUGUGCCUGCCAAUCAUGCUGCUCCUGCUGCUGCCGUCGCUGCUGCUGCUGCUGCCUGGACCUGGCCCCGGGUCCGGCGAGGCCUCCAGGACAUUACAUGUGCAGCGGCGUGGGAUCCUGGAACUGGCAGGAACUGUGGGUUGUGUUGGUUCCCGAACCCCCAUCGCCUAUAUGAAAUAUGGUUGCUUUUGUGGCUUGGGAGGCCAUGGCCAGCCUCGCGAUGCCAUUGACUGGUGCUGCCAUCGCCACGACUGUUGUUACACUCGAGCUGAAGAGGCUGGCUGCAGCCCCAAGACAGAGCGCUACUCCUGGCAGUGCGUCAAUCAGAGCGUCUUGUGCGGACCAGCAGAGAACAAAUGCCAAGAACUCUUGUGCAAGUGUGACCAGGAGAUUGCUAACUGCUUAGCUCAAACUGAGUACAACUUAAAGUACCUCUUCUACCCCCAGUUCCUAUGUGAGCGGGACUCGCCCAAGUGUGACUGACUACCUUGACUUGAAAUGCUCUUUCGCACAAGGAAAUAAAGCAUCCUCUCAGUAAUGAA
This is a messenger RNA of Rhinopithecus roxellana (golden snub-nosed monkey), 991 nucleotides long. It is a transcript of the gene PLA2G10, whose product is annotated as phospholipase A2 group X. Gene Ontology annotation, biological process: phospholipid metabolic process; arachidonate secretion; lipid catabolic process. The transcript has 4 exons. NCBI's taxonomy places the organism in Eukaryota, Metazoa, Chordata, Mammalia, Primates, Cercopithecidae. The record is from RefSeq and is a predicted model, not a curated record. Bases 435 to 932 code for a protein of 165 amino acids. Gene Ontology annotation, molecular function: calcium ion binding; phospholipid binding.